Molecule: messenger RNA, 3313 nt
Organism: Amoebophrya sp. A120
Lineage: Eukaryota; Dinophyceae; Syndiniales; Amoebophryaceae
Source: the annotation of a GenBank genome assembly
AUGGCGGGGAACUUGAGCUUGGACGACAUUAUGGCCCAGGCGCUGGGCGACUGGUCGGGCGGCGCGACUGCGCAUCAAUCAGGAGCUGGUGCUGAUCUCCAAAGCGCAACAAGUUUUCUGUCAACGACGACGAACCAACUGGACCCCUUGGGUACAACUUCUACAACUUCCAGCAUGAUGGGCGGGCAACAGCAGCAGCAGCAGAGUUUGAUGUCCUCGAUGUUAGCGGCCACACUUCCCACGGAUAUGCGGAACCGGAUUGACCGCGCAGUGCAGGCGAUUUGUGCCAACCCGUCCCCCAACUCCGAGGUGGAAUUUGCCGGGAAACACACGAUAAAUCCGGCGUACAAAUUUCUCUUCCACGGGCCGGGCUCCGACUACUACCGCGCAAAACUGCAGGAGACCCGCGCAGCCGCGGCAACAAACUUGCUGCUUGGAGGUAGUACUAGUGGUACAGCAACUGGAGGAGCGACUGGAGGGGCAAGUGGUGCAGGAGCUGCAACUCUCAACAACAUGAAAGCCCAACAACCGCAGCAGCCGAAAACGCAGCAGGUGAUACGACCGGGCGGCGCCGCCGCUGGUCUUUUUUCGACCUCCAAAGCGUCGUCGGUCAGUGCCGCUGGCGCGGCCGGAAGUACCCUGGGAAACAACACGCAGCAACAAGCCGCAGCGCAGCCGAUCUCGAAGCGCAUGCCGCACCAAGGAGCCGCGACCGCAGCACCUGCUUCACAACUAUUUUCAAAUACCGCGGCGGGGACCACGACCGGGGCCGCAGCCAACGCCGCUGCUGCGGGGACUACUACAACUGGAAAUACGGGGACAACAACAUCAAACUACACGCCCGUGCAGAGACUGGCACUGAAAUACGCGGACCCCGGGCUUUCCGAAAUCCCACCGGCCAUGCGGCAGCAGUGGACGCAAAUUUUCAAAAAUCUGGAGCAAACCGCCUCGGCCGAACACAUCAAACAAGGCAGAACCUGGGUGGAGAAGGCCAUCAAGCUCGGAGUUACGGGGGUAAAAGCUUCUUUGUGAUUGCAUUGUUGGCUCCUGCAUGACGAUGAUGAUUGUUAUUGAUGGCUGCUUUUCGACUUUAGUUUAUUAAUCAGAUGCAGCGUGUGUAUAAUGAAAAUGAUGCAAGAACUGCGUAGUUUUAAGUGGCAGCUAUGGAGUGUUUUUUUCUGAAUGUCUAUGUCAUUCGUAUCUAGAUCUACAGUACACUUAGAAGGGGGCAAAACCAAAAGCACCCUGUUUUUCCAACCUUUACACAAAAUUUCAGGUAAUUGGGUUUAUCCACUCGUUCAUGAAGCAGACGGAGCGGACGUUCUCUCACGUUUUGCACAUUUUGUACGUGAUCCACGACGUGCUCCAGUGCGAGGCUUUUUCGAACUCGGCCACCCCCGACAAGUGGCGCAACAUUCCCCUGAUAAAGCCCUAUCUGCCCUGGUUGCUACGCACCAGCUACAAGCUAGCGACGAGCGACACCGAGCGGACGCGGGUCGGCAAUUUGCUGAAGCUGUGGGUGGACCGCAAGUGCUUGUCCGAGAUAUCAAAAGGAAAAAUCCCCCCUCCCCAUAUCGAAACGAAGUUUCUGAUGCUGGAUUUGCUUACACAAAUCGGAUCUCUCUUGCAGUAGGGGACUGCAGGCCCAUACCAAGCCCGAGUAGAGACGUGCUGGCCUAGGUGUUUAGCAUGAAAAACGGCUAUGCUGUAGGCCCAAUAGCAUCACAAACCGCCUGCAUAAUGCCGCGAGGCCUGUGCGGUUGCCUUCUUGCAAGACAGAGACGAUUUGUGGUCACAAAUCAGCAUGGCAAAUUUUCUGAGGUGUGCCUUUUCGAUAUGGGGAGGGGGUAUUUUUCCUCACAAUACGAGACGGAAAUGCACGAAAUUCGCAUGUUGAUGGAAACCACUGAGGAACUACCGCAGCCUAUUCUGAGUAAAAACGUCCCCACCCCAGAGAUGUCAUGCAGAUUUGCAGCUACAGGAAUGGAAGAUUUGUAAUGCGCAUCCCCAUGAGAGGCAUUUCCAAGCGCGUUUUGCAAUUUGUAAUGCUGUCGACAGGAUGAGUAGAUGGGUUUGUGUUGCGGCUGUACUUGCUAAACUGCACUACAAUACAGAGACGAACUUGUCAUGCUUGACCCCCAAUACUUCUCGAUUUGUGUUGCGAGAUCCCCAUCUUGACUCUGGUGUGGGGGCGUUUUUACAUAGGAUACAGCCAGUGCCUGUAGUGCAGCAGCAAGUCCAGCCAAAUGCUGCAGGUACAUUUGUUGUAGUUCGUUGUAUAGAGGACGGCAGUCAAAAAUACCUAUGGUCGAAGGGACGAAGUUUAUGCUAGUACAGGCUACUAGUACCUGUUUUCAUGGUUCUUUGAACACGAUCCAGCAGAAUUAUUAUGCAGGCAGCGGAUUGAUGUAUGACUAACUUGUGAAUUACUUAUAUCCAAACAUCUUUGAUUUUUCGCAUUUCUUACCCAGGCGGCUGGAACCAGCAGCAAACCAACGCUUGGUGGAACAGCUGGAACGCAUGGGGUGCGGCCGGUGGUGCGGCUGCCGGUCAGCAGCAGCAGCCGUUCAACAUGCUAGGGAUGAAUAUGAUGGCUGGCUUGAUGGGCAAUAUGGGAGCUGCACCAGGGACCGUUUCCACCGCUACACCCAGCGCGGGUGCACCUCCUGCGAACAAUAUCAUGAUGAACCAAGUCCCAGGAAGUGGAGCCUCCCUCACGACACCAGCAGGUCCCAACGCCGGCACUACACCUUCCACGCAAGUCCCCAGCAACACUUCUACCAAUGCAAAUAAUAAACCCUCCCGCGCCACCCCGGAGUCGAUACCCGUCGGCUUGAUGGCCUCGAUGCUGAAGAACGUGUCGCAGCGCAAUCGGAAUUACCAAACCGCGUUCUACCCCUACAAACCGCUCGACCCCAACAUGACGCCGCAGACCAUGCCGGGACUGCAGCCGUUAACGGACCGGAUCAAGGACAAGUUGGCAACCUUCUUUGCCGACGAGGAGCGCCACGAGGCGCGCGAGAACCUGAAGGCGCAGCUGAAGCGCCCGGAUUCGCGCAGUAGCGAGCAAGACAGCGACGAAGACGACGACGACGAUUCGCCGAGUAAGAGUCUCGGCGGCCCGGUGACGACCAGUCUGCAUUUUCGGAAAAAACGGUCCCGGUCCAACAGCGACUCCUCCAGUAGCAGCCAAUCGCCAAGUCGGUCGUCCGCUCCCAGCCCCGUCGUGUUGCACAAAAAGCCUUCGAUUUUCGGCAAGGCCCCCGGGCCGUCGCCGAACGGCGCGAUGGGCGGGAUGAUGAUGGGGAACUAG